AUGUUGCAACUUCGAGUCCUAGGGAUGAACAGCGGCACCUGCAUGGACGCCAUCGACAUCUCGCUGGUUGAAUUCAGGCAGGAGUCUCCAGACGCGCCCUUGUAUAUGAUACCUCUGAAAUAUGACGAGCUGCCUCUGAACGACAAAGACAAGCGUGACACCCUGCGACUGAUUGUGGAAAACAGGUCCAGCCCCCAGGAGCUUUGCGAGCUCAACUUCCGGCUCGGCCACAUGUUUGCCGAUGCCAUUGAUCGCUUUGCGCGGGAACAAAAUGUUGAUCUCUUACGAGAUGUCGAUCUGGUUGCGAGCCAUGGCCAGACGAUUUGGCAUCAGCCCGAUCCGGGUCCAGGAGAGACAAAAUCGACCUUGAUGUUUGGGGAGCCGACUGUUCUUGCACACCGGACUGGGAAAACCACUGUCAAUGAUUUCCGAGCCGCCGAACAACAAGUUGGUCGACAAGGUGCACCGCUGGCAUGUUUCCAGGAUGCCCUCGCCCUCGUACAUCCCAGCCUUACCAGAGUCAGUCAGAACAUAGGUGGGAUUGGGAAUUGUGCGUUUGUGCCGGCCGAAAAGGACGGCGGGAUCGAUGAGGCCUACGAUUUCGAUACUGGCCCUGGAAAUGUCCUCAUAGACGCUGCUGUGAGGUAUUUUUCAGGUGGGGAGAGAGAGUAUGACAAGGAUGGAGAAAUGGGUGCCAGAGGAAAAGUAUACCAGCCUUUUGUGGACGAGUUUCUGAAGAACCCAUAUUUCGAUAGAAAGCCUCCAAAAACGACAGGUCGUGAAUUGUUCGGGGACGAUACGGCUAUAAAAAUGAUUGAAAGGGGCCGGUCGCUCGGCCUCUCGGAUGAUGAUAUGGUCGCAACAAUAACAAGAAUCACGGCAGCAUCCAUAGUGCUAUCAUACCAGCGAUUCGGACCCAAGCAACCACUCGACGAGAUCUAUUUCUGCGGUGGCGGUUCGUUCAACCCCAACAUUCGAGCAUAUAUCCAAGAAUGCUUUCCCAACGCACGACUCUCUCUGCUCGACAAAUGCGGCAUCACCGCGGCAUCCAAAGAGGCAACCUCGUUUGCUUUUAUGGGGUUGGAAUGCCUUCUGGGCCGUCCCAUGAUCGUACCCAGUAUCGAGCCCCAGGAACCAGUCAUAUGUGGCAAGAUUACACCAGGAAGAAACUAUGGCGAGCUUAUAGUGAAGGUUGCAGCUUUCCAUGAAGCCUGGAGCAAGACAGCAAAUUCCACAAAGGCGAAUGGAAUGAAUGGGACGAACAGUAUAAACAAGAAAGCAGUUGGGAAGAGUCACGCCUCGUGGCUGCCGGCGGUACGAGACUUGAGGGUAAAGGAUAAUCUAACGAGGGAGAAGGAGCAGAAGGACCUGGUGUUCAUGGACGUCAGGCAUGCGAAGUGUUGA
Messenger RNA from Exophiala xenobiotica, 1404 nucleotides. RefSeq lists its product as uncharacterized. NCBI's taxonomy places the organism in Eukaryota, Fungi, Ascomycota, Eurotiomycetes, Chaetothyriales, Herpotrichiellaceae. The coding region runs from base 1 to 1404 and encodes 467 amino acids. Gene Ontology annotation, biological process: peptidoglycan turnover; amino sugar metabolic process. The transcript is spliced from 4 exons. The record is from RefSeq and is a predicted model, not a curated record. Gene Ontology annotation, molecular function: ATP binding; phosphotransferase activity, alcohol group as acceptor.